This is a messenger RNA of Tauraco erythrolophus (red-crested turaco), 2720 nucleotides long. NCBI's taxonomy places the organism in Eukaryota, Metazoa, Chordata, Aves, Musophagiformes, Musophagidae. The record is from RefSeq and is a predicted model, not a curated record.
GUGAUAGAAACGCUUUCAAAACUUUCUCGCACUCCUAUUGCAAUAGGCACAGGAAUAAGGCCCUUCCCUACAGAAGAAAGUGUUGAUGAUGAAGAUGUCUACAAAGGACUUCCUGAUUUGAUAGAUGAAACUGGUGUUGAUGAAGAUGAGGAGUUGUAUGAUUGCGUCUAUGGAGAAGAUGAAGGUGGGGAGGUUUAUGAAGACCUAAUGAAAGAUGAAGCAGCACAGCAACCUAAAUAUACUGAAAAUGACAUAAGAAGCUGUUGUCUUGCUGAAAUAAAGCAAACUGAAGAGAAAUACACUGAAACUCUGGAAUCGAUAGAGAAAUUCUUCAUGGUGCCAUUGAAAAGGUUUCUGUCAGCAUCAGAAUUUGAUGAUGUUUUCAUCAACAUUCCCGAUUUGGUGAAAAUUCACAGGAAUCUAACACAGGACAUCAAUGAUUCCAUUGUUAACAAAAAUGAUCAGAACCUGUAUCAAAUUUUUAUUAACUACAAGGAAAGAUUGGUUAUUUAUGGACAGUACUGCAGUCAAGUGGAGAUAGCAAUAUCAUGCUUAGACAACAUCUCUAAGACAAAAGAAGAUGUUAAAUUGAAGUUAGAGGAAUGUUCCAAGAGGGCCAAUAAUGGGAAAUUUACAUUGCGGGAUCUUUUAGUGGUUCCAAUGCAAAGAGUGCUAAAAUAUCAUCUACUGCUCCAGGAGCUGGUAAAGCACACUACUGAUCCUAUGGAAAAGGCAAACCUAAAACUGGCACUUGAUGCAAUGAAGGACUUGGCUCAAUAUGUAAAUGAAGUGAAGAGAGAUAAUGAAACACUCCGUGAAAUUAGACAGUUUCAACUAUCAAUAGAGAAUUUGAAUCAUUCCCUCUUACAGUAUGGAAGACCUCAAGGUGAUGGAGAAAUAAGGAUAACUACGUUAGACAAACGUGCAAGGCAAGACAGGCAUAUCUUCCUGUUUGAUCUAGCUGUGAUAGUUUGCAAACGGAGAGGUGAUAAUUAUGAAAUGAAGGAAAUAAUAGAUCUUCAGAAAUACAAAAUUACAAAUAACCCCACUACUGAUAAAGAAAAUAAGAAGUGGUCUUAUGGCUUCUACCUCAUUCAUAUCCAAGGUCAAAAUGGUUUAGAAGUUUAUUGCAAAACUAAAGACUUGAAGAAAAAAUGGCUUGAACAAUUUCAGAUGGCUCUGUCAAAUAUACGACCAGACUAUGCGGAUACAAGCUUUCAUGAGUUCAAAAUGCAUACUUUCAGUCGGGUGACGUCUUGCAAAGUCUGCCAGAUGCUUCUGAGGGGAACAUUUUAUCAAGGCUAUUUAUGUUCUAAGUGUGGAGCUGGAGCACACAAAGAAUGUUUAGGAAGAUUAGACAAUUGUGGCAGAGCUAAUUCAGGUGAACACGGGAGCCUGAAACAUGAGAAACGAACGAAUGGAAUUAGAAGAAACUCUAGACACGUGGACCCAGGUUUACCAAAAAUGCAAGUAAUUCGAAACUACAGUGGAAUACCACAGCCAGCGACACAAGAGGGCCCACCAUUGCAUAUCCAGAUUGGGGACACUAUUGAACUAAUUAGAGGAGAUGCACAUAGCUUAUUUUGGCAGGGCAGAAAUCUAACAACAGGAGAGCUUGGAUUCUUCCCAAGUGAUGCAGUAAAGCCUAGCCCAUGUGUUCCUAAACCGGUAGACUACUCUUCACAACUGUGGUUUGCUGGAGCAAUGGAAAGAUUGCAAGCAGAGAGUGAACUUAUUAACAGAGUAAAUAGCACUUACUUGGUGCGGCACAGGACCAAAGAGUCAGGAGAAUAUGCAAUUAGUAUUAAGUACAAUAAUGAAGUGAAACACAUCAAGAUUUUAACAAGAGAUGGCUUUUUCCACAUUGCAGAAAACAGAAAAUUUAAAAAUUUAAUGGAACUCGUAGAAUACUAUAAGCACCAUUCUCUCAAAGAAGGCUUUCGAAGUUUGGAUACUACUCUUCAAUUUCCAUACAAAGAAUCUGAAAACUCAUUGGGACAAAGGAGUAACAGAACAGGUGGCAACUUGCUAAGCCCGAAGGUGAUAGGCAUUGCCAUAGCCAGGUAUGACUUCUGUGCAAGGGACAUGAGAGAACUGUCCUUAUUGAAAGGAGACGUUGUAAAAAUUUAUACAAAGAUGAGUGCGAAUGGCUGGUGGAGAGGUGAAGUAAAUGGAAGGGUGGGCUGGUUUCCAUCAACUUAUGUUGAAGAGGACGAAUGAAUUAAAAACUUUCCUCUGCUGACCAGCAGUUUCAGGGAUUUAAAAAAUUUAGUAUCUUCAAAGUGUUAUUGGUUUUGUUAAGUAUUUAAACAGCAGUGUUUUUGUCUGUCUGAACCUUCCAGUCUUAAUGUUGGGAUUUGUACACACAUUUGUGCUGACAGAUUAUUACCUUGCCCAGAGCUGUGCAAGAAACAACCUGCUGGUUUGUCAUCACUGGGGAUCAGUACAAGGUCCAACCUUCACCUUCCUGGAAGAUCUCUGGAAAACAUAUUUCUUUAUGCUCUUUUUCAUUUCAGCCUGUACUACACCAUGAAUACUAGCUAUGGCUGAAUAUUUAAUAAGUCUCUUUUCUUCUAGCUAAUAUCUCUGAUGGUACAAUGAGAUGAAGGUUUAUUAUUCCUUAUCACUGCAUGCAGAAAGCAGAGUUCAGUCAUUCCAGUGGGCAUAAAGUAUAGUCAGUAGACUUGUCUUGAAACAUCAAACUACUUUACUUAUCACCU